CAAGCUGGCCGGCUGUGCCGGGCGAUCGCGCUGAUGGCGGCGCUGGCGGCUCUGGCCAAAAAGGCCUGGAGCGCGCGGCGGCUGCUGGUGCUGUUCUGCACGCCGCUCCUGCUGCUGCCGGUGGUCUUCGCCCUCCCUCCCAAGGAAGGCCGCUGCUUGUUUGUCAUCUUGCUCAUGGUGGUGUACUGGUGUGUGGAGGCCCUGCCCAUCUCAGUGACGGCCCUGUUGCCCAUCAUCUUUUUCCCCUUCAUGGGCAUCCUGCCAUCCAACAAAGUCUGCUCCCAGUACUUCAUGGACACCAACUUCCUGUUCCUCAGCGGUCUGAUCAUGGCUAGUGCCAUUGAAGAGUGGAAUCUACACCGGAGAAUCGCCCUCAAGGUCCUGAUGUUUGUUGGGAUCCAGCCAGCCAGACUCAUACUAGGGAUGAUGUUGACCACUUCUCUCCUGUCCAUGUGGCUGAGUAACACCGCUUCCACAGCCAUGAUGUUGCCCAUCGCCAAUGCCAUCCUCAAGAGUCUCUUUGGCCAGAAGGAGGCUCGGAAAGACCUCAGCAGGGAGAGUGACGAGAAUGCAGCUUCAGCCCAGAGGAAUGGUCUGCACACCGUGCCCACGGAGAUGCAAUUUUUCGCCAGCACAGAAGACAAAGACUGCGCUGAGGAAGUGGAGGUCCCCCUGGAUCUGCAAGCUGACUCCAAGAAGGAAGAAAACUAUCGCAGGAACAUCUGGAAGGGUUUCCUCAUCUCCAUCCCAUACUCAGCCAGCAUCGGGGGCACUGCCACCCUCACGGGUACUCUCCCCAACCUCAUCCUUCUCGGCCAGCUCAAGAGUUUCUUCCCGCAGUGUGACUUGGUGAAUUUCGGCUCCUGGUUCAUUUUCGCCUUCCCGCUGAUGCUGCUGUUCCUAUUGGUGGGCUGGCUCUGGAUCUCCUUCCUGUACGGGGGAAUAUCCUUGAGGCGUUGUUGGAGGAAGAAAUCUGAGUUCAGGGCUGAUUCAGAAGACAGGGCUCGAGCCAUGAUUCAGGAAGAAUUCCAGACCCUGGGGCCCAUCAAAUUUGCUGAACAAGCUGUUUUCAUCUUUUUCUGCUUGUUUGCCAUCCUCCUCUUCUUCCGGGACCCGAAGUUCAUCCCUGGCUGGGCCAGCUUCUUCACUCCUGGGUUUCUUUCCGAUGCUGUCACUGGAGUGUCCAUUGUCACCAUUUUGUUCUUCUUCCCGUCCCAAAGGCCAUCUUUCAAGUGGUGGUUUGACUUCAAAGCUCCCAACAAGGAAUCUGAGCCCUUACUGACAUGGAAAAAGGCUCAGGAGUCGGUACCCUGGAACAUUAUCCUUCUCCUGGGUGGAGGCUUCGCCAUGGCCAAAGGCUGUGAGGAGUCAGGAUUGUCUGUGUGGAUUGGCCAGCAGAUGCACCCCCUGGAGAAGGUGCCCCCCAUGCUGGCUGUGCUGCUCAUUACUGUGGUCAUCGCAUUCUUCACCGAGUUUGCCAGCAACACAGCCGCCACCAUCAUCUUCCUGCCUGUCCUGGCAGAGCUGGCCCUCCGCUUGCGAGUGAACCCACUGUAUGUGAUGAUCCCCGGCACGGUCAGCUGUUCCUACGCCUUCAUGCUUCCAGUCUCAACGCCCCCCAACUCAAUCGCCUUCUCCUCUGGACACUUACUGGUCAAAGACAUGGUGCGGACAGGAUUCCUGAUGAACUUGAUGGGCGUCUUGCUACUCAACUUGGCCAUAAAUACGUGGGCACAGACCAUCUUCCAGCUGGGCACCUUCCCAGACUGGGCUAACAUCCACUUAGCCAACGGCACAACGGCACUGCCACCCACCUUGAUCAACGACACACUUCGGACCCUCUGA
Messenger RNA from Chrysochloris asiatica (Cape golden mole), 1845 nucleotides. It is a transcript of the gene SLC13A3, whose product is annotated as solute carrier family 13 (sodium-dependent dicarboxylate transporter), member 3. Gene Ontology annotation, biological process: citrate transport; monoatomic anion transmembrane transport. The transcript has 13 exons. Gene Ontology annotation, cellular component: membrane. The record is from RefSeq and is a predicted model, not a curated record. Lineage: Eukaryota; Metazoa; Chordata; Mammalia; Afrosoricida; Chrysochloridae. The coding region runs from base 34 to 1845 and encodes 603 amino acids. Gene Ontology annotation, molecular function: sodium:dicarboxylate symporter activity; citrate transmembrane transporter activity; succinate transmembrane transporter activity.